This is a messenger RNA of Lachancea dasiensis, 2448 nucleotides long. Lineage: Eukaryota; Fungi; Ascomycota; Saccharomycetes; Saccharomycetales; Saccharomycetaceae. The record is from the annotation of a GenBank genome assembly.
AUGCUUGCGGUGCUAAGACGACCCCCGCGGUCCAUUUUACUCACACAUCUCAAACCGAAAGCCCGCUUUGGUCCCUGCUUUGCUGUCAAAAGACAUGUGUCAACCGAGAUCCAACAGAAAGAUGAACAGGCGGGUGAAUCCAAUACCGCCACCGAUACCGGUGUCAUCCACAAAACAGAGGAAGAGACUCUUAUUUAUUUUGAUAACGUAUAUCCCAGGGCAACAUCACUUUGGAGCCCCACACAGUGGUAUAAUGUCCUACUCACGAACCAAUCUCGAGAUGCAGUACGCUCUAAGAUUCUAGAGUUUGCUAGCCCCAAAAAUAAUCCCAUCCACGGGCUGGAGCUAAGAUCUACAAUCCCGGUGAAGCGCGACGGUGGUGUCUUUGCGACAUUCCUGGUUCCCCAUCGGUAUUCAGUCGCCGAAGUAAAUUCCAUGAUACAGAAAAAUACAGCAGAGGAGUCCUCGCUUUCUUGGCUCUCUUUUAUUACUAGAGCCGCUGCGUUUCCGGUAAAGGGCUCUCCUUGGAUUGAGGACCUCCGCAGGUUGCCCAGUACCACAAUAAAAAUCAAAUUUGAAGGACAGACGCUGAUCGAAGAAGAAAUGUAUUCCCUUUUCAGACGUUAUGGUACAAUUGUGGAUAUAUUUCCUCCGAAGAACGGCGAAUCGACCGCCACUUUGCGCUAUAGAUCGUUUCGUGGUGCGAUAUGUGCCAAGAAUUGCGUAUCAGGCAUGGAAAUCCAUAACAGUGUUAUCCAUGUCCAAUAUGAGAGACUUGCCAAUGAGCACAUGUUUCGGGACUUCUUUUUGAAUCACACAAAGAUAGCUAUACCGUUGAUCAUUGCCAUUUUAUCAGUAACAGCAGUAUUAAUAUUCGAUCCCAUUCGUGAAUUUUCCAUUCAACAAAAGAUUACCCACCAGUUCUCCCUAUCGAAAGACAACUAUUUCAUUAAAGAAUUCUUCAAAUUGACCUCAUAUACUGUGUCGUCUUUCAGAAGUUUCAUGGGCACUGAAAAUGUGGGCACCAACAAGAAGCAACUGUGGGAGGAACGGAUCGAGAAAGUGAGUGAUCUCCGAAUGUGGCUUGAAGAAAACAACAAUACAUUUGUUAUUGUAAGGGGCCCACGAGGCUCUGGUAAGCACGAUCUCGUCGUGCAACACACAUUGCAUGAUAGACCUAACGUCCUGUAUUUAGACUGUGACAAAUUAACCAAAUCCAGGACAGACGCAAAGUUUUUAGUGAACGCUGCAGCAGAAAUUGGAUACUUUCCAAUUUUUCCAUGGGUAAAUUCUCUGACUAACCUUGUUGAUUUAGCCGUUCAAGGUUUGACAGGCCAGAAGACAGGCUUGUCUGAAAGCAAGGAAUUGCAAUUCAGGAAUAUGCUUACAACUGCUCUAAUGUCCGUUAGGCAAGUUGCUCUGAAGGGUUAUCGUCCUGUUAUCGGGAAUGGCGACAAUGCGAUCUCCAUGAAAGAAGAAGAUUAUUUACAGCAACAUCCCGAAAAGAAGCCUGUAAUCGUGAUCGAUCGUUUCAAUGACAAGGCUGAGAUGAAUGGUUUUGCAUUCAAAGAGUUGUCUGACUGGGCCGCAAUGCUUGUUCAGAUGAACAUUGCGCACGUUAUAUUUUUAACUGAAACGGUUUCUCCAAACCAACUGCUAGCAGACUCAUUGCCCAAUCAGGUAUUUAAAACGUUGGUGCUUUCGGAUGCUUCCAAGGAAUCUGCACGCUCUUAUGUCCUAGCGUCGCUAGAUCAUCCAGAUAUUACGAAUGACGAUGAAAGGCCUGUUCCGCCCGUGGAACUUUCAGAAGAGGCAAAAAAGGACAUUGAUUCUUGUUUAGAGCCUUUAGGUGGUAGAAUGCUGGAUUUACAAGCAUUUGCAAGGAGAGUGAAAUCAGGAGAGGACCCCAAAGAAGCCCUGGACAAGAUGGUGGAGCAAGCCUUAGAGCAAAUCACGCAAAUAUUUCUAGCUGAAAACGUCGAUCAGACCAAGAGUGCCCAAGCCUGGGAGCUUAUUGAAAUGCUAAGUAAAGAGCCUGUCGUUCAGUUCAAAAACAUCGUUUUCAAGCCUUUGUUCAAGUCAGCACCGGAAGCUGGCCUUCUGGAACUUGAAAAGAAUGGGUUGAUUACUGUUUCAAGAGAUCGUGGGGUUUUGAAGGACAUCAGACCAGCUAAACCACUGUACAGGGCUGCCUUUGAGUAUUUGUUACAGAACAGCGAGCUUUCGACGGUACUAGAAACUGGGUAUUUGCUUAAGGUGAUAAACUUUGAGACGAAGAGAAUCCAAAAAUGGGAGGAAGAACUGAAAUCUCUCGGAAAAGUGACUGACACGAAGAUGUUCAAAAGCAGACUUUCUUACCUAGCUGGCAAAAUCGAUGGUAGUAGUGACAGCAUUAACCAAUGUGAGGAAAGAAUCAAGACUUUAUCGAAGAUUUCCAAUUCAAAAUAG